ACCCACAACUGCACCAGCAACAACUGCAGCACCUACAACUGCUGCACCAACAAAUGCUGCACCCACAACUGAAGCACCCACAACUGCAGCAGCAACAACUGCUGCACCUACAACUGCAGCACCCACAACUGCACCAGCAACAACUGCUGCACCAACAACUGCAGCACCCACAACUGUGGCAGCAGCAACUGCUGCACCUACAACUGCACCAGCAACAACUGCCGCACCCACGACAGCAGCAGCAACAACUGCAGCAGCAACAACGGCUGCACUUACACCUGUCGGACCUACGACCGCAGCAGCAACGUCUGCUGCACCCACUACGUCAGCACCCACAACUGCAGCAGAAACAACUGCUGCGGCCACAACUGCCGCACCCACAACGCCAGCACCCACAACUGCAGCAGUGACAACUGCUGCACCUACAACUGCUGCACCAACAACUGCUGCACCUACAACUGCUGCACAAACAACUGCUGCGCCCACAACUGCCGCGCCUACAACUGCCACACCAACGACGUCAGCACUCACAACUGCAGCAGCAACGACUGCCGCACCUACGAGUGCAGCACCCACAACUGAACCAGCAACAACUGCAGCACCUACAACUGCUGCACCAACGACUGCCGCACCCACGACCGUAGCAGCAACAACUGCACCGGCGACAACUGCAGCACCUACAACUGCUGCACCAACAACUGCAGCACUAACGGCCGCAGCAGAAACAACUGCUGCAUCCACGAUGUCAGCACCCACAACUGCGGCAGCAACAACUGCUGCACCUACAACUGCUGCACCAACAACCGCUGCACCCACGACUGCAGCAGCAACAACUGCAGCAGCUGCAACGGCUGCACUUACAACUGUCGGACCUACGACCGCAGCAGCAAUGUCUGCUGCACCCACGACGUCAGCACCCACAACUGCAAGCCGGACGUCUAUCAAAAGAAACUUCUCCUGCUGAAGUAG
Messenger RNA from Centropristis striata (black sea bass), 969 nucleotides. Its product is annotated as keratin-associated protein 4-4-like. NCBI's taxonomy places the organism in Eukaryota, Metazoa, Chordata, Actinopteri, Perciformes, Serranidae. The annotation marks the transcript as partial. The transcript is spliced from 3 exons. The record is from RefSeq and is a predicted model, not a curated record.